UUUCCCCCUUCCGACUGUCUCCCCUUUCAAGGAUACCGGCUCAGUCGAGCGGUAGCGAUAAGGUACGCUGCUUGCUGAAUUGCCCCACAUCACCGCAGAUCCGAUCUUCGGCUCUGGAACACGUUUUCACCUCUGUUUACAAGCCUCCAAUUCCCCACGCCCCUGAUUCUCGGCUUCCCCGUUCAACCCCUCACUCUAAUAAGAAAAUCUCCCGAUACCCCUUCCAUAUAUCCAACCUUCAAUCGUAUUUCUCUUCUGAAACAAAGAGAGAGAGAAAAGAAACCGAUCCUUCUGAAUUCGAUCGAUUUCACUGUUAGCCAUCGGUUAAACGCUAUCAACGGAUUUCAUCCCGCUACAUUAGCCCCGGCCGGUGGAAAUACCGAGUGAGAUCUCACCAUGUCUGUAGGGUUCGGGUUCAGUAUCGGGGACAUCCUCGCCUGUGGGAAGUUCUGUCACCAAAUCUACAAGGCAUGUUUUUCUGAGGCCCACGACGCCUCGGUGGAUUGGACAGCUCUAGGCAAGGAACUCCUCCUCCUGGGUGAUGCCCUGCAAAGCCUUUGCUCAAAUGAGGGGAUUAUACCACAAGAUCCCUUCUGCGGCCCAGAAAUGCAGGAAAAGGAACAGCGGGCGCUGGAAGCAGUCAGGAUGGUGGUCGGUGACUUUCGGGAAACCUUAAAAGACCUAAGAGAGUUUCUCCUGAGAUAUGAGGAUUUCCGGAAACCAGAUGCUGGGAAACAGUAUUGGUUGAAGAUCAAGUUCAGCGUCAACUCUGGGGAAGUUGACAAGUUCAGGGCAAGGGUAGCUAUGCAUACUCGGGCGGUACAUCUACUGCUCAACCCAUUAAUCUAGUGAGUAUGCACAUGCUGUUCGGUAGGCCAAUACAUGAUUCGUACUAUAUGAAACUAACUUCCCCAGCCAAUCUCAGAAAACGGUGGAGAAUACCGUCACCAACAUCCAAACUCGCAUAGACACCAUUGACCAAGUCCUGCAAGCUCUACUGGUAGUCGCCUCGGAACAGCUAACAACUGCUUCGUCUUCCCGCAACCACAGAAGGAUUGCCGAUCGGGUUCAUACAAGACUCCAAAACGGUCACCCCCAACGCCUUAUCACGGAGGCUCCCAGAAGCCCCCAAACAAUAACGGCACUCCUAGCUACUAACAAUAAUAGGCCACGGGGAGGAGAGGAGAUGCUAAGAACAAACAGUUUUCCUAUUGGGAGAGACCGAUAUGAGGAUACUAUAGAAAUGGGCCUUCGUCGGCCAUCCACAGAGAGUAACAUGGCGAACGCACACUCACCGACAGCGCUGCACUCCCCAAAAGGUAAAGGGAGGCUCCCCACGAAUCGUAGUGGUGGCGAAAGAGGUGGUAUCGAGUAUUCGCCUACUCCAGCCUGGACCAAUCCUCCGGAACACAGAAUCCAGCGACAAACGUCGUCUUCAGGAGCGACCGAACUCUCCGAUAACCCAAUAAGCAGGGCGCUACGGCAAUCGGCUAUGAGCGAGAGUGCAAUGAAAAGACCCAUCGAGCAUUGGAUUACCGCCGCAAUGCAUUGGUAUUUCAAGGUAGUUACCCUACGCGAGUCAUCAACUAUCAUUCGCCUCACAAAAGUUAACUCAAUAUUGCAUACUUUACUAGGCAGAGAGAGAUCUUGAAGACCGCGACCACCAGGAGGUCUCCUUGGAGGCCUAUUUAGGGCUGAUGAAAAGCAGCUGGAUCGUGGAGAAUGUCAUCAAUAGAUGGGAGGCCGAGGAUGGCCUACCUGAAGAGGUAAAAAGAAACAUAAAAACUCUCGUUGCUGUGAGUAAUGCAACCCCGUGUGCCAGUAUUGCUAUAUCGCAUCUAACAAUGAACAGUCGAUUGUAAGCCAAUUCCGAAAAAUUAAAAACCGGGAGAUGCCCGACAUCAGAAGCAUCGACCCACAAGAUUACGAAAUAUGGCAUAAAGAUAUCGUCCUCAUUCUCGUGAAGCCCGCCUCGCCCCUUUCUUCCCGUGCCUCCUCAAGAGAGAGCACAUUCAGUUAUGGGGCCUACUACGACGACCCUACACCUAGAAGGCCUUCAGAAGCGUCAAGCAACUAUACCCACGCGACGGCUCCAUCGGUCCUCGAUUCACCGCCGGACCAGGGUGCGGGGGGAUUCCGUCACCCAGGAUACCCAGUUUCUCCCGGUGGACAUCCUGCUUCAUAUGACUACGAAGAAUGGGGUGACCCCACAGCCACCAAUGCUUCCGCCCUCAGUGACGAUAGUGAGUCCAGCCCAAUCUAUGACCAUUUCCCUGGAUCUGUGGUCAGCAGGUCUUCCCCCAGCCUUCCAGGCAGUAGUGGAGCUUCAAGUUUGCCGUCAUCCGAUAGUGGGCAGAAUUUGCCGAAUCCAAGACAGUACGACACAACCGAGUCCACGCUCACCAACGGCCGUUCCCCAAGUAUCUCGACCACGUCCACUGGGUCAUUAGGCCGAAGAGAGAGUUUCAGCUCCCAGUACCCGACUUCAGCCCCCCCUGUACAAGCCCCGGGGAAAUCAACAGUAAAGAGGAAGCCAGUCCCCGCCGUCCCUAUAUCCCAGCCUCCCGAGGAUGAUCCAGACAAGUAUGAAGGGCUCGGUGAGCGCACUAUUCUCGAUACGAUGUAGGUGGUUUCCAUCCUCCAUGCGCUGGGAAAGAACUAACCUGUGAAUUGAUCCAGUGAGAUUAUGUGGGCUUCACAGGUUUCUGGACCUUUCCAAAAAGGCUACGUCAAGAUCUUUUGGCACCAGUCCACCAAGUUUUUCCGGAUAUACACCAAAUACAGUCCCCGCCGCGCUCAUUCGCAAGAGGGUAGGUUUAUUAGCCCCUUAUUAGAAUGCGCAGCUAAAUCGCAGAACAGUAUCCCUAAGGGGCACUGAACUGAUCCCGGAAUACGCCUAUGAGGACGAGCCUACCAUCUACCUGCGGAGAACCACCAGACCGUCGGGCACUAGCAAUAGCUCAACUACAAACCCCACCGCAGGAGGCGACACCACCCGGAUAGGCCAUGUAUAUAAAUUCCUUACAGCGAGAUGUAAGGCCCCUUUAAUUGCGUUCCUCAUAGCUUCAAGUGCACUCCUCGGCUAAUAUGCAGUAUCUAGCCAUGUUUGACUUCCAGAGAGCUCUCACAAGCGAGGAUGUUUACCAAGAUCUGUAAGCUCCUCUCUCUUCUCUCCCCGACCUCCUCUCCUCGUUCUGGGAAUCAGGACUAACAAGAAACACGAUCUCAGGGUGAAGCGCGUUGCUUCGGUAAAGUUAAAGCCGAGCUCUGGGAAUGGUACCCACUAUUAUCACACCGCCCGCCUACAACUCUGGCACGAAAAGCCGCCAACCGACGCACUUGUCACAGAUGCGGCCUCUGGGAUGACCGGAGUCUCCCAAGCCACUCGUGCGAAGCUUGUUCUCUCGUGCUCCCGUCUAAUGAUAUAUUUCGGGGGCUCGGGUUGUUUUCUUACUUGCUUUCGUCCGUAACCCCCCACCACACUGCUCUCCGGUGGGACCCGCUAACAUUUCAAAAUAGUAACCGACGACAUUACACUCAAACGCGACGGUCAGAAACUGAUGUUGGUGCCAACAAAAUACAAGGGCAGUCUGAUGAAAUCGCCUAAAACGGUCAAGGCAGCCAUCCGUGGCAGCGAAAGCAGCAAAGGCGGGUUUAGGCUAGACAAGGAAAAGAUCUCACCCGACGAUGAACAUAGUUUUGAAGACUUCUCCUAUAUUCACAUCAACUUUAAAGAUACCGAGCGUAAGCUAUUCUAUGAUGGAUUGUCGGAUCAGCAUGCUGACUGUACUGCUAUAGAUUUGAGUAAGUUUCAAAAGCUCUGGAACGAGAUGAUGGUUAUGAGGCGUAUGGAGCGAAAGCGGAUUUCCAGUCUAAAAGACCAACUUCAAGCGGCGACUCGGGCCCCGCUUGCCGUCUCUUGA
Tuber aestivum (summer truffle) is the source of this 3923-nucleotide messenger RNA. NCBI's taxonomy places the organism in Eukaryota, Fungi, Ascomycota, Pezizomycetes, Pezizales, Tuberaceae. The record is from the annotation of a GenBank genome assembly.